Messenger RNA from Racocetra persica, 552 nucleotides. Lineage: Eukaryota; Fungi; Glomeromycota; Glomeromycetes; Diversisporales; Gigasporaceae. The record is from the annotation of a GenBank genome assembly.
AUGUCUACAAUUUUGCAUCAACGUUUUGUGAAUUCCCCAUUAAAUACUUUACUUUUCAAACGCAAAUUCAAUCUUGCUGCGUCCAUUCCAAUUUUAAAGCAGCUUGACAUUGUACCCGUUCGUUGUCACAUUACAAAUUCUCUGUUGAAUAAACGCAAUAACUCAUAUCAAGCCUUAAACUCUUUUAAUAAACUUCCUUUAGAUGGUAAACGUCGAUAUCAAACUAAUAUUUCAAAUCUCAGAAAAGCGCAACGUUCAAAAAAUGAUAUAAUCGAACGAGAAAAAGUUAAAGAAUGGGGUGAUUUAUCAGCCGGACAAAAAGCUGCAAAAGUUGCUAAGACAACGACAAAUAUUAGUGUAAUUGUGAUAGGAGUUGGUGUUCUUGGCACUCCAAUAAAAGGACAUGGGAUUCCAAUUCCCAAUUCGAGAUUACGUAAUCCCAGAGCCCGUCUUCGAGACGUGAUAAACACGGAUGGUACACCACAUCGAAUAAUGCAUUUUUAUGUUGAAGGCCCCUUGACUAAUGGAAAUGGGUUACUGGAUAUGGUUAAG